Culicoides brevitarsis is the source of this 8262-nucleotide messenger RNA. RefSeq names its product paired amphipathic helix protein Sin3a (gene Sin3A). Gene Ontology annotation, biological process: negative regulation of transcription by RNA polymerase II. The transcript is spliced from 10 exons. Gene Ontology annotation, molecular function: transcription corepressor activity. Bases 2619 to 7628 code for a protein of 1669 amino acids. Gene Ontology annotation, cellular component: Sin3-type complex; chromatin. The record is from RefSeq and is a predicted model, not a curated record. Lineage: Eukaryota; Metazoa; Arthropoda; Insecta; Diptera; Ceratopogonidae.
AAAAUUGUGAUUAUGAAAAAAAAUUUCCUCUUCGCUACGUCUCCAUCGGCCGCAACAAAAGGGCUUCUUCGAGUCUUUUUCCGUGCCCCGUGCCUCCGUCAAACAGCUCCGUGGCGAUUUCCGUGUGCGAGAUAAUUGGGAAGCGAAGUGACGAAAAAUUAUUGCAAGCGUCAUAGGAGCUUCUCACGGACUCUGGGUGGCAUUUUCGCGUGGCACGACUCUCGAAAUGGCCCAGUGACGACGCAAAAGCCCAAAAAGUCGCUGAAAACGCUCGAAAAUCAGACACUUUUAGUGUUGUUUCACGAAACUUUUUAAAACGUCGCAUAAUGUUGUAAUUUUUUUUUUCUUCUCUCACAAAAUGUUCGCACGCACACACCGAAAGGAGUAUAUAGCGCGAGUGCUGCUGCCAUGGUGUGUGUGCGAAUUGUGCCAAAACACCAAGAAAACGGAAAAGUCGCGGAAAUUCAGUGAAAAAAUGUGAAAUUUCUGUGACAAAAGCCCCGUGAAUGCAAGUUUUCCGGGAAAUUCGCGUCGAAAUCUGUGCCAAAAGCCAAAUAAACAGCAUUUUGUCUCAAGCGAGGGGCAUUGAAAAUUUGUGUAACAAUAUGCGUUUAUUUACUACACACUCACGCACACACUCUCACCGAAGCAACUUCCAUAUGAUAGGCGACUCUGCACGAUGCCAGGUACGUCACAGACAAAAGAAGAGGCAAAAUAGUCAAGCAUCAUCAUUUCUCGGGGCCUUUUUUCUUUAUCACCAAAUUAUUCGAAGCCUUUUCCCCGAAUUUCAUGUUAAAAUCUCCAAUUUCCCCUAAAAAAAAAUUAAAAAAUUAAAAUUUCAUCAAAAAAAAUUAAAAUAAAUUUCAUGCAUGGAGAAAAAAUCCUUGAAAGUCACGAAUCCAAGGUGUUUCACGAAAAAAAAAAAAAUGGCUAAGCUCUUGAAACUACCGUCAAAACGGGCCUUUUGUUAACCCUGCUUCACAUACAAGGUGCACAUCUGAUAAUAAACCGUUCGUUGUAGUAGUUGUGGUGGUGCUACGGAGCAAAAAAGUUGCGAGAAUGUUUGGGUGAGCAAGCAGAGAAAGACGAAAAGUGAAGAAAACGCCUCAGUUGGUGCCUCAUUCGGCAUCGAGACACGUUGAUUCGUGUCUUGUCCCAUUUUCGGAUGCCUCUGAAUCAUCUCACAUGCAGUAACUAAGCGCUAAAAUGACGGAUUUCAUGCAGAAAGUGAAUAAUAUUUUGAUUUGCUGCACGAAAAAUUCGAAAAAUGUUCCACGUUUGCGAUUUUUCUUCAAGAUUUUUGAGGAAUUUCUUGAAUUUUUUUAAAAAUUUUUUAAAAAACAUUAAAAAAUAAUUAAAAAUUGAACAGGAAUUACUGCCAAAUUGAGAUUUCUCUCUGAAAAGUCUCUGAAACAAGACAACCGUCAUCAAAAUGUAGUUAAUUUGGUUGAAAAUUUCAUAUCACAUCGACGAAAUCCACCGAUGAUGAUGACGAAAAAACCCGAACUCUCGUAUACCAAAGCAGUUUUGACGUCUUUCCAUGUAGUGGUGUUGCUCGCAUUGCGUUGUUAUGACGAACAAUGAAAAUAAAUUCACUUUUUCCUGAGUUUUUGGUCGAUUUUUGACAAUUUUUCUUGAAUUUUUAUAAAAAAUUCUUCUAAAAAAAAUUUUUUUUUAAUUAAAAUUUUGAAUUUUUCGUGUCAACACGGAGCCAAGUAGCAACAUGAGUCGCCUCGGAGCAUAUGUAUAUGUGAUCAACAGUGCCUCUCAUUGGCUGGCGACUUACGUAAUGUGUGGCAGUGUGUGUUAUUUACUCCGAAAAGUCGUCUUCUCGUCGAUACUCGAGGCUCGGUAGUGAGUGUGCGACGACGACAGCAACGUGAACAGCACUAAAGACGAAAAAAAAGGAAAUUUUUUCGAAAAAAAGUUUCUUUUUCGCCAGAAAUAUUUUUCAUUGACACCGUUUACUGAGCACAAUUACUUCGCGGACCCGUUUUUGGCCCAAUUAUGACAUCGCCAGCGACGAAUCAGAUACAACUCACGACGACGACGACGACGAGAGAGCGACGAAUCAACAACAACGCCUUUCGUGGUGCUUUCGGGUCCCUUUGGCUGUAGUUGUAACGUUUUAUAUAGAAAAGCACACACACACUGCCACACAUUAUCACACAUUGCACGACGACGUACAUAACAACAUUGUCAUUGUUGUUCAAUGUUCAUGAUGAUAUGUUGUGUUCACUAAAAUUUUAUUUAGUAUAGAGUUGUUACUUAAUCUAUAUUGACCUGAAAGAUUUUUUAGUUGAAACGGUUGUGCGUUGUUGCGCUUUAAAAUAUCGCUUUUCUCACCUAAAAAAUGGCAGAAAAAGACCUUUUUGACAAGGAAAAACUCAUUUUACGCUAAAAUCACGCGUGAAAAGCCCCGCAAAUGCACUUUGUGUGCCACAAAAACAACAACAACAACAACAAAAGUCGAGUGACAAGAUUAGUAAUUCAACAAAAGCAACAACAACACAAAGAACAGCGAGAAGAUCUGAUAAAACACACCACGGAGAAAACGGGAAAAACGUGAAACUUUCUUGGAAAUCAUAAAUGUACAAGAAGCAGCGUAGCGAGCGAGAAUGAAACGUGGAAGAGCCGAAGAAGUACAAUUUGGGCAGCCGAGGAAUGCAGCUGCCCCAACGCCAACGCAUCGUCUCACGACCGGACAACAAGCUGCCGGCGGAGGUCCCCAAAUUCAAUAUCAACUGACAAAUGUCCUCAAGAAUGCUCCGAGUGGCGAGCAAACGCAAUUGUCUGGUACAGCACAACAUGUCGUUCAGUAUUCAUCAACUUAUUCAGCACCAAUUGCUGCAAGUAAUUUAUCAAAGCCCGGAAUACAAGCUACGCAAGGAACAAUGUAUGUCGUCAACUCUACGAUGGGCAGCAAUGCACCGACAAACAACUCAUUGCGACACAAAAGUGGUCCCCAAGUCGGUUCCUCAACGCAAAUGAAUCCGGUGCAGCAAAUGGCACCUGGCGCCACUCCCGUAACGCCCCAACAACCGGGUCAAGCGCAGCAAUUCCAACGCCUCAAGGUCGAAGAUGCCCUGAGCUAUUUGGACGAAGUGAAAUUCAAGUUUGGCAAUCAGCCGCAAGUGUACAACGAUUUCCUCGACAUCAUGAAGGAAUUCAAGUCGCAAAGUAUCGAUACGCCCGGCGUCAUUCAACGUGUCUCGAACCUGUUCAAGGGACAUCCGCAACUGAUUGUCGGUUUCAACACCUUCUUACCGCCCGGCUACAAAAUUGAGGUGCAAGCGACAGAUAACGAGUAUCAAGUAUCGGUGUCGAUGCCAUCGCCCUCCGGCGGUAAUUCCAUUGCGCCGCAACCUAGUCCGCCACACAAAUUGGCAAUUUUGCAGGGAAGUGGCGGCCCCACGACAAUUCACAUGCAAUCGACAGCCAAUUUAAUUCCACACAGUAUCACGACGACCGGGCAUCCGCAACAAAUCCAUCAAAUGCAAUCGCAAACGAUAUCGUCCGGGCAGAUAAUUCAAACGGCGCCGCAAUCUGUGGGCCCGCAACAAUCGCAAAAUGCGCCCCAGGCACCGCAAAAUCUCUCGCAAGUCACGCAAGUGCAGCCGCAGCAGCAGCAACCGCAAAACAUCCCACCACAAAACUACAGCAGUGCACUUGGGCGUGCCGUUGCCGAGCGCGAACGUACUAUUUCGGGUCCAACAAUCUCAUCCAGCUCCGCAUCCGGGCUCAAUUCGGUGAGUUCGGUGCCACCGCCGCCCUCACAAUCGCAACCGCAGCCCAGCAACAUCGUGGCACCCAUGCAACGAAUGAACGAGCCGCCAUCCACUUUGGGCGGUUUGCAUCGCAUCGCGAACGCGCAUCACCAAAUGAUGCAAAACGAGGCAGGGCAAUCGGCGCCUCCCAACCAGCCCGUCGAAUUCAAUCAUGCGAUCACGUACGUCAACAAGAUCAAAAAUCGUUUCCAAUCGCAGCCGGAAAAAUACAAAAGAUUCCUCGAAAUUCUCCACACGUACCAGAAAGAGCAAAAAGUCUCGAAAGACGGCACCACCGCCAAGCAACUCACGGAAGCCGAAGUUUACGCCCAAGUCGCCAAGCUGUUCGACAAUCAAGAAGAUCUCCUGCGCGAAUUUGGCCAAUUUUUGCCCGAUGCCACGGCACAUCCCUCGAGUUUCAACAUCAGCAAGACGCACGUGCACAACGAACACAAAAAGAUGAUGUCGAGUUUUCCGAGUCCGCAUCAUCCGAACAUCAAGGCGCCGUACAACAACAAUUCGCAGAACAAUGUGGCGCGUCCCGAUCGCAACAGUAAUGCAAGUAGCGCCAUCGGUGGAGGCCCCCAUCAAAACGAUUUCCACAUGAAUGACAAAGAUUUCCACAUGCGCAACGAAAAAGACGGACGAAAUCAUGUCGGUAACAAGGCUUAUGGGUCAAGUGGCGGCGUGAAACGAUCUUCGUCCUUUAAUCAAUUGCCGCCGAUGAUGAACAAUCGCGAUGGGCAACCACCGCCGAAGCGGCAUAAACCAGUGCGGGUUGAUGUGUCCUUAGCGGAGGCUUCGAAAUACGGCACUCUUAGUGAUUACGCAUUUUUCGACAAAGUUCGUUCGUCACUUCGCACUCCCGAGGUCUACGAGAACUUUUUGCGCUGCCUGACACUUUUUAACCAGGAAAUAAUCUCAAAAUCCGAACUUUUGACGCUUUGCACGCCCUUUUUGAACAAAUUCCCCGAGCUGCUGAAGUGGUUCCAAGACUUCCUCGGCCCGUCAACUGUUUCCGAGGGACUUCCGAUUAACGCAGCGCAACGCCAGGACCGCACCCAAAGCGAACUCGCGCAGGAAGUUGAUCUUUCCACGUGCAAACGACUCGGUGCCAGUUACUGCGCCCUCCCGAAAACGAGCGAACAGAAAAAAUGCUCCGGGCGUACGGCGCUGUGCAAAGAAGUGCUGAACGACACGUGGGUUUCGUUCCCGACAUGGGCUGAGGACUCAACUUUUGUGACGUCACGCAAGACGCAGUACGAGGAAUUCAUUUAUCGCUGCGAAGACGAGCGUUUUGAGCUGGAUGUCGUCAUUGAAACAAACAGUGCGACAAUUCGCGUGCUCGAGGGUGUCCACAAGAAACUUUCUCGCAUGUCGCCGGAGGAAAUUGCGCGAUACCGCUUGGAUGACUAUCUCGGUGGCACGUCGCAAACGAUCCAUCAACGGGCACUGAGGCGAAUUUACGGCGAAAAAGCGGCCGAAAUUAUUCAGGGAUUGAAGAAAAAUCCAGUCGUGGCGGUGCCCGUGGUGCUGCGACGCCUCAAAGCGAAGGAAGAGGAAUGGCGAGAAGCGCAAAAGGGUUUCAACAAGCAGUGGCGCGAACAAAACGAGAAAUAUUACUUGAAGUCGCUCGAUCAUCAGGGCAUCAAUUUCAAGCAGAAUGACAUCAAGGCGUUGCGAUCCAAGAGUCUCUUUAACGAGAUCGAGACGCUGUAUGAUGAGCGGCACGAACAAAAUGAAGAAGGCACAACGGAGCCAAUUACGGGCCCGCAUCUGACACUUCCGUACAAAGACAAGACGAUCCUCGAUGACGCAGCUAACCUCCUUAUACAUCACGUGAAACGCCAAACGGGUGCCCAGAAGCAGGAAAAGGCACGAAUUAAGCACAUUUUGCGACAAUUCGUUCCGGAUCUCUUCUUUUCGCCGCGACAACAAAUGAGUGACGAUGAACGAGAAGAUGAUGACAAAGACAUGGAUGUGGAUGGCGAGGGCGGCAGUCCCAGCAGCAGCGCUUCCAAGUCAAAAUCGAAAUCGAACGCAGCGGACGACAGCAAAGACAGUCUCGCAUCGAAAAUCAUCAGCCAACUAUCCAGUAACAACAGUACAACCUCGUCAUGCAGUGAUAACAACAAAGAUGUCGUCGCGUCAUCACAAAGCGGCACAGAGACGCAAACCACAACAACAACAACCACCAACACCGCGACAACUGAUAGUAUUAGCUCCAAGACAAGUGCUAAAGAUGCCAAUGACAUCAAAGUUGAGAUUAAGGAGGAGAAAGAUCGUGAUACGCCGAGUCCGCCGUUGCCGCAACACGCAAUCAGCAAACAUGCCGAAGAGGCAUACACACUGUUCUUCGCGAAUAAUAACUGGUAUUUAUUUUUGCGAUUGCACGCAAUUUUGUGCGAACGUUUGCGAGCCAUGUACGAUCGUGCCCAAAUUUUGCUGGAGGAAGAGAACCAAAACAAGCAGAAUCGACGUGAAAGUACGGCGAUUGCGCUCAAGCUCAAGCCGAAAAAUGAGAUUCCCGUGGAGGACUACUACCCGACGUUCCUGGAUAUGCUGAAGAAUGUCUUGGAUGGCAACUUGGAGGCAAACUCGUACGAGGAUUCGCUUCGUGAGAUGUUUGGCAUUCAUGCGUAUGUGGCAUUUACACUCGAUCGGGUCGUCUCCAAUGCCGUUCGGCAACUACAACAUUGCGUUACGGAGCGAGGAGCUCUCGAAUGUGUCGAACUUUUCCAUGUCGAGCAGAAGAAACAAGGUGCCGGCGGAUUAUGCCGUACUGCUAGUAAACGAUUACAAGCUGAACUAGCGUAUCAGAGAAAAGCUGAAGCAGCCUUACAAGAUGAAAAUUGCUUCAAAAUCUACAUUUACAAAAUCGACUGUCGCAUCACAAUUGAAUUACUCGACACGGAGAGUGAGGACCCAAAUACGGGUGUUGCGGGCGUCCAAAGUUGGACCAAUUACUGCGAGCGACUCGCGAAUCCGGCAGCAAGUGGUAGCAAUAGCACCGCCGGAGGCAAUGGAUGUGCGGGAUCAAGUGACUCUGGUGCCGGCACCAAUGUUGAAAUUAAAACUGAGAAUCCGGAUGAUGAUUCGCGUGCCCCAAUCGUUCCACGAAAAGCAUCGUUCCUACCGCGAAACAUUCGGCGCUUCCAUGCGAAAAAUCAUCUCGCGACGUCGAAAGACAUCGUGCUAAUGUCAACAUCGCCGACACCAAAUGCCGCCGCGCCCGCUGCAAUUACAACAACAACAACCAACACCUCGACCGUCGAAUCGACGGCAAGUGCCACAAUUACGAGCAACACAACGACCUCCUCGACUGGUGCCGCGGUAAAUCAAACGACAACGACCUCGGUCUCACUCAAUGCCUCGACAUCGUCCACGACAACAACAACGACGACGACAACAAGUGCGAAUGCCGAUGGCACAAGUGUUCCGGCGAACGCCAAUGACGAUGCAUGGAAACGUGGCGGUCCCGAGCGAUGCGGUCAGAGUGUGAACGACAAGUCGGGAUAUCUCGUCGAUGAUCGAUCGCAGGUGAAAAUCAACUUUAAUGCGUAUAAAAUGGUGUAUGUGUCGCAAGGCUCGAUAUUUUACAAGAAAAAUUCGUUACGACGAGCGAAACAGACACAUCCAAGUGUGACGAAAUUCAAGCAUGAAAAGUUCAACAAGUACGUCAACUCGUGGCUCGAGAAGAACGUGACAGAUGGACAACAAACGCAAUGUCGUGACUGGCUCCUCGGUCGCAACACACCCGAUCUCGUGUCCAACAUAACGAUCAUAAAGCAAGAAACAAACACAUCAAAGACACCUUAUUUUGUAUAUAACAGAUAUAAAGUGGAGCAACUUGACAGUUAAUAUGCAAGAAAAAAGAAUAUUAAAUCAAAUGUAAAUUUUAAUUUAACAUUUAAACGAUUGUAAAUAUUUUUCCAAUUAAAUUUUGUUUAAUUUAUAUCACACACUCACAGACAGAAAAAAAAACACUAGAAUCAAGCUUCUAUUCAUUAAGUCUCAUUUUAAGAGUGUUAAGUUUUUUUUUAAUCCAAAAUUUUUAUUUUUUACAAUAAAAACUAAAAUGUUCGAUAAAUUAAGUGUUAAGCAUCUAAAUUAUAAAAAAAAAGAAAAAAGUGACCUCCUUUUUCAAACACACACAUUAAAAACACGUAGAAUAGGAAAAUGUCUCUUUUAAAAAAAAAUCUUUCUUUUUUUGACAAGAAAUUUCUGAGUAGUAGUAAAAAUUUUCUCGAGUACAAAAUGAAAUUUCUUCAAAAGUCGCGUCAACAUUCCUUUCUUCUAAAUGUGAAUGUGUCCAAUUUCAAUUUUUUAGCUGUAGAUUUUUUUACAUCAAUAUAAAAUCAAUUUGAAAGAAAAAGAAAAAAAACAAGUCUUUGUACAUAAAUAAGAUUCGAAAUAAGAGUAUAAAAAGAGAUAUCUGAAUGUUUUAAUUAAUUAAAUAUUAAAGUAUAGGCAAUAAAAAUGAUUUAUUAUUACA